Messenger RNA from Seminavis robusta, 768 nucleotides. The record is from the annotation of a GenBank genome assembly. Lineage: Eukaryota; Bacillariophyta; Bacillariophyceae; Naviculales; Naviculaceae.
AUGGCGCUCGUCAAUGUUGUCAAUAUGGUCGUGUUGGAUAAUCCAACGACCUUUAACAAUCCCUUCCAAUUCGAAAUCACGUUUGAGUGUCUUCAGGAGCUAGAAGACGAUUUGGAAUGGAAAGUGCUCUAUGUCGGAUCUGCCCACGACACCUCCAAGGAUCAGACACUCGAUGAAAUCCUCGUGGGACCCAUUCCCGUUGGCGUCAACAAGUUUGUCUUACAAGCCGACGCCCCUGAUCCUGGGCAAUUGCCGCCAGAUGAAAUCAUUGGUGUCACGGUCGUCUUGGUAACCUGCAGCUAUCGAGAAAAAGAAUUCCUUCGGGUGGGAUACUAUGUCAACAAUGAAUAUCUCCAUCCCGAUGGACCCCCACCCGUCAAAAUGGGAGAAGACGGACAACCCUUGCCGCCCCCGCCACCUCCCAAAUACCCCCAGCUAGACCUCACUCAUGUCCAACGGCAAAUACUAGCCGACAAACCUCGAGUCACCAAGUUUGCCAUUCCGUGGACCGACGAAGAAGCCGCCAAGCAAGCCGAACAAAAGAAAAAGGACGACGAACAAGCAGCUGCCAAUGCGGAUCCCAAUGAUACGACCAUGGCGCUAGAGAGUCCCACCAAAGAGGCACCCGGUACUCCACAAGGCGGUACUCCACAAGGCGGAACGCCGCCGUUGGAAGAGGAAGAAUCACCAAUGGGGAAAAUGAUGAUGGCGUCUCCCGGGCGAGAGGCCACCACGACAAAUGAAACCGCGGCACCCAUGGAUAUGUAA